Molecule: messenger RNA, 1618 nt
Organism: Ipomoea nil (Japanese morning glory)
Lineage: Eukaryota; Viridiplantae; Streptophyta; Magnoliopsida; Solanales; Convolvulaceae
Product: UPF0481 protein At3g47200-like
Exons: 1
Coding region: 71-1588 (505 amino acids)
Source: RefSeq, a predicted model, not a curated record
ACAAAAAAAAUACUUUGAACUCUAAUAUAAUACUGACUACAAUUCAUCAACAUAAUAGGCAAAAUACACAAUGAUUGAAGACAUGGAGGGUGCAAUGCAUCUACAAGAUUCACCAAUAAGAAUCCUUUCGGAAAAGAUUAAAAAUGUAAAACAAUUAUCUUUAGAAGCAUGUAUAUUCAAAGUGCAUGAGAAGCUGCGAAAAACAAACCCAGAGGCUUAUACACCUUCGACAAUUUCCAUCGGGCCUUACCAUCAUGGAAAGUCCGAAUUGAGGAAGAUGGAGAGGUCGAAGGAAUUGUAUACACAGUCCUUUUUAGAAAGAAGGGCAGGAUUACGUGUGGAGGAUUGUUGGAAGAAAUUAAAGGAUUUGCAAGGCAGAGCUGAGAGGUAUUAUGGUGAUCUUGAUGACAUAAAAUUUGUUGACAAUGAUGAUUUCUUGAAGAUGUUAUUGCUUGAUGGUUGCUUUAUAGUGGAAUUUGUUAUUAGACAAUCACGUCUUGUCAUGAGGCAUAAACGCAUAGUUGAUCCCAUUUUCAAGAUUCAAGUGAUGAGAAGUAAUAUUUUUCGUGACAUGUUGCUCCUGGAAAACCAACUCCCCUUCUUUGUUCUGCAAGCACUCUAUGACAUGAUUAGUAUUGAUCAUCAUCAGCCUGUCAAACCAGAAUUCUCGGAGAUGGUGAAAUGUGCAUUUGAGCAUUGGCUACCAAAGAAAACUGUUACUAUCUCCCUACCGGUGUACCCUAGCCAAGAGAUAAAGCAUUUACUUCAGUUAGUGCACAUUCUCUGCCAACCCCAAAAUAACUCAGGGCAGAUUCAGCAGCAGAAGGCAUGUUCUUCUUCUUGCUGCUUUUGGAAACAACCACAAGGCCAAGGCGGCAGCAUCGGCGGCUCUGAUAUUGAAUCCCAAAGUCUUAGUAACGGACAACAUAGGCAUAAGCAUUGGGCAUGCUUUCCUUGCAAGUUUUGGGAACAACCACAACAAACUACAGACGUUCAUGAGGUUGAAUUUUGCACUAUACGUACUGCAAGUGAGCUUCAAGAAGCUGGAGUUCGCUUCAAAAAGCUUGGCAAGAUUAGUGACACUACCUCUAAUGAAACCAUAUGUCUAUUUGAUAUAAAGUUCAAUCACGGAGGCGUAUUAGAGAUCCCCUCUUUCGCUCUCUAUGAUUCAACAGAAACUUUCUUCAGAAAUCUCAUUGCCUACGAGCAACAUUCGCGGUAUAUGCGUCCCAAGUAUUUCACAGAUUAUGCCGUGUUCAUGGAUGAUCUUAUUAAUACGGAGAAGGAUGUCAACUUACUUCGUCUUAAAGAUGUUUUUAUAAAUGGAUUGGGAGAUGACAAAGAAGUGACCCUUCUUUUUAACAACCUUUGCAAAGGGGUUACGUAUUCCAGUAAUGACUUCUAUUAUAAAGACGUGUGCAAGGAAUUGAAUCGACAUUGCAAAAAACCCUGGAAUGCGGCAAUGGCAAAACUAAGACGCAAUUAUUUUCACAGUCCAUGGGCAGGGAUUUCUACCUUUGCAGCUAUAUUGCUUCUUUCGCUCGCUAUUGCACAGACUGUCCUAACUGCCCUUGGUCUGCACAAGUAAUUUCAUCAAUGUCUACUUCUGUUUAUGUUA